Molecule: messenger RNA, 1014 nt
Organism: Triticum turgidum subsp. durum (durum wheat)
Lineage: Eukaryota; Viridiplantae; Streptophyta; Magnoliopsida; Poales; Poaceae
Source: the annotation of a GenBank genome assembly
AUGGGCAACUGCAGCAGCUUCAGUCUUCCAAAAUGGAUAUUCGGUGAUCUGCACAACAAUGGCAUGGUUUCCAUUGAAGGGGAUGGAACUCAUGAAGGCAUAAAGACGAUCCGGAUUCAGAAAGCUUGCGAGUUCACAGCCAGCUCCGUGCUUUGUGUCUGCAUUAUCACAUGGAACAUGAAUGGCAAGAUGUCUGUGGAGGACAUAAGAAAGCUGGUGAGCUCCACCAGGAAGUUCGACUUGCUGGUUGUGGGGCUGCAAGAAGUCCCGAAAUGUGGCGUCGAACAAGUUCUGCAAGAAGCCAUGGCUGAUACACACAUCUUGUUAUGCCAGAAGGCCAUGCAGUCUAUUCAGAUGUUUCUUUUCGGGGCAAAGAGUUCGGAAGCGUACAUCAAAGAAAUGAAGGUGGAUGAACACGCAGUCGGAGGCUGCGGUGGCGUAAUUGGGAGGAAGAAAGGAGCUGUGGCCAUGUACGUAAACUUUAGUGGGAUCCGGAUGGUGUUUGUGUCCUGCCAUCUUGCAGCCCAUGAACGCAAGGUGGAGAAGAGGAACUCUGAAUGCCGGCAUAUUUCGCACUCGCUGUUCUCCAAGAAUGACAUACAUUAUGCCAAAUCUGCCGACAUAACAGUGUGGCUCGGUGACUUGAAUUACAGAUUAGAAGGAAUAAGCUCGAUGCCAGCAAGGAAAAUGAUCGAGGAGAAUCGCCAGAGUAAGCUAAGAGACAGAGACCAGCUGCUGCAAGAAGCUGAGAAGGGUCAAGUCUUCCAUGGGUACUGUGAAGGGACCUUGUCUUUUAAGCCAACAUACAAAUAUAAUGUCGGAAGUAGCAACUACGAUUCAAGUUACAAGAUCAGAGUGCCAUCUUGGACAGAUAGGAUAUUGUUCAAGGUUGACCAUUCUUCUGGCUUGGAUGCGGUGUUAAGUUCAUAUGAAGCACUUGACUGUGUUAGCAGCUCUGAUCACAAGCCUGUGAAAGCUCAUCUUUGUCUGAAAGUAUGUGGUGGUGAUUCAUAG